CGGCGGGGCGCGGCCGGUUACGUGCGUGUGUGCCUGGGGCUGCCGAUCGCGCCCCGCUGUCCCUGCGUGGGCACCGCGCGCGAUUCUCGGCCGCCCGGGGCUCGCUUCCUUGUAGGAUAGCGGCGUGAGCGGGGUUGGGGAGGAACGCGGGGUUGGGACCGAGGCAGCUUGGGGCGGCUCGGAGCCCCUCGGACUGCGGGGUGCCGCGGGGAGCCCGGCCGCCGGAGCCGCGAUCGUCUCUCGGGGGGGAGGAGAGCUCUAAGUGUCGUGGGGAGGGAGGAGUUAAGGCGCUGCCGGUGCCGGAGCGAGAGCGGCCGGCUUUGUUUUGGACGCUGGCACGCACGUGUGCUGAGCCCUCCCCCGGCUCUGCCGCGCGGUGUCAGCGCCGGCAUGUGACCGCCGCACGGAGGAAUCCCAUUGACGCGCCGCUGGGGGAGCGCGGCCGGGCGGUGCGUCCGGCGCUGCCGCGGGCGGCUCUCGGCUUCGGCGGCCGCCGCUCACUGAGCUGUGCUCGGGGCUCUUGGGAAGAACUGAAGUGAGCUCUAGGGUAAGUUGUCCUCUACGCUGCUUGGGCGUUCUGUCUGCAGCAUUUCCUAAGUGAUCUGAAGUCUGCUUCAGCUGUGGGAGGACCACUAAAUCUUGCUCUCUGUAGCCUCCUUUUGUGAAACGUUUGGUGCCUUUGUUGCACUUCGUUGUGAUGAUCGCGUGUGUCCCAGUGGGGCCCUGACGGAUUAGACUCGGCAAACCUUGCUGUGAAGAUAAAAUGCGCGGUCAUUUUUGCCUCUCCGUCAGAUGUGCUCCCACAGCAGAGCUGGCAGAAGAUCUGUGCCACCGUCUCAGGACCCGUGACUCCCUUUGGUGCUCUGCCCUUCAGCGUUGAUGAGGUUGUUGUAAUGUUACGCGAAGGCAGCGUGGCUGUCAUCCAUCCGUGGUGCUGCUGUCCAUUCUGCAAGUUUUCUUUGGCACUGGUGGAGGGCCGAGUGAGCUGCUGGGGUGCAGUAACCCAAAUAGAUGCCCCUCAGCCAAGGCCCUGUGCACAAAGCUCGUGCCCUGGUCGAGCCCUUUGUCUCUUCUCACACACCGGUGUGUCAGUGCAGCUCACCUGGGGGGAGAUGGGAGAUCCAAGGGGAGCACUGAACGUAUUCUUAUAAAAUUAUUAUUAAUGUCUCCUUCAGGCUUGAAAUUCCUCUUGCUAGUCUUCCGUUCUGUUAAAUGCUUCGCAAACCAGAGCAGAGGAAGAGACCUGAAGAGUUGAAUUUCACUGCCUUGUUUGGAACUGGGUGGAAAUCCUGGAGAUGGAUCUCUUAGGAGACUGUCUUCCAAUGGGGUUAGAUACACAGGAGCAAUGGAUCGCCCCAGCUACCUGGAAGAGGACUAUUCUAGCCUGGAUGGGCUGGACGAUGACGUGUUUCACUCUGAUGACUUUGGACUUGCAGGUCAGCCUGGUGAGAUGACUGCAACUGGCAUUUUCACACAGAACCAGUCCUACAGCUGCCUUCUGGGGAGGUUUCAACUAUUUCCCCUCACACACUGCUGUGGUCCCGGUGUCAGGCAACCAGAGCAGCAGGACAAGGCAACUCAAACACUCAGCCCGUCCUCUUCCAGUCAGGAUGUUAUGUUGCCUUGUGGAGUCACUGAAGAGCCCCGGAGACUCUUCUAUGGGAAUGCUGGUUACCGCUUACAUGUCCCCCCAGUUGGCUUUGCAUUGGAUCCAAAUCUCCAAGAAGAGCCUCAGGAAGGUCAGCGGGAGGCGCGUACUGAGGUGCAGAUUGCACGGAAGUUGCAGUGCAUUGCAGACCAGUUCCACCGGCUCCACAUACAGCGGCAUCAGCAGAACAGAAAUCAAGUGUGGUGGCAGCUUUUUCUCUUUCUACACAACUUGGCCUUAAAUGUGGAGGCGAACAGGAACCGCACUGGGCAGAGGUGAGCUUCACCCACCUGUUUCAGGCCACAUCCAGUCUGCAGGGAGCACUGAACAAACACUGGUUCGGGGGAGAGACAUGCACACCGCCGGCCGGAUGUGAGGACUCUGAAAUUCUUAUACUCGUCUUCAAGUUUGGGGUUUUAUGGACUCUUCUUUGCUGCUCCCUGCCUUGUGAGGUGGGGAGCUCUUGUCCAACACUGUCGAAGGAAAGCCAGAAUGUGGAUGUGUUUGGUAAAGCUUGCUGCUGGUUCCCCGCACCGAUAACCUCUGUGCAGGAGAGGCAGGUAUUAGGCUAACAGUUUCCUCUGCCCUGUGCGUCACUCAAUGAUAGAGUGCAGGAGAGUCAUUUUGACUGCUAGUUAAAAUGGAUGUCUGAGGACUGAUGACUUUGAACAUCAAAUGUACUUUGGGUAUCUUCACAAGCAAAGAUGAUUCCUCCUUGAUGAAAGUUCUUUUAACAAUGAAAACAUUUCAGUAGCUUAUAUUCAGCAGGUUACUUGUUUUCUGAAUGGAUUUAUUUCUUUGCAUCUUACGUAAGAGAAAAUCACAAAGAAAUACAAUCUCCUCAAUCUUUCCGUUGGGCACCAGUUGCAGCUCUCUCAUAUGAAGUUAUUCUGUCAUUUUUGCCAAUAGACCAAACUGUUUCAGUAGAAUGUUCUUGAAAACAUUCCUGGAGUUACUGGUGACUAUUAAUUUCUGUCCCUCUUCGCUUCCAAUUGAGUACUCACAAUACCCAUAAGCCAGCAUGAAACUAAAAACCAUGGAACAUGACACAUUUUUUCUACAGUGCUAUUGUAAAUGCUUUUAUUAGUUUUAUGAUGAGUGGUUCUGAUUGUUUGUUUCUCUCUCUUGUCACCCAUAAUGUGGUUGGUUGGGAAGGCUUAGGUCCCAGGCGUCUGAUUAGGAUUGCUUUAGGAUUUGACAUGAAGGUUAACUAGCAGCUGGUUUGACACAUACAUUGUACAAGCAGUCUGUCCAUUACUCCACUAAGUAGUGUUUGGAGGCAUACACUGACCAGCAGCAAUAAUAUUACUUCAUGAGAGACCUCCUAGUGGUUCCUAGUUUAUAUGCGCUCAGAAAUUUGUCCAUGUGAUUGACACUAUUGGACCAGCAGAGGAAAAUAACCCUACCAAAACGAUGUAGCCUUAAAGAUCUAAGGCUUCCUCUGUGUAGCCUUAAAUAUUAUUAGUUCACAAACCCAGUGGUAACUAGGGUAAAAUAUUAACAGAAAAAACAAUACAGACUUCAUUUUUCAGUUCACUUCCAUAUCUCCACUGCACCUUGUUGUAGAUCUCAAAUUACAAAACUGGCUUAAGGAAGAUCUGUCCAGAGAUUUGCUCUUUAACUCCAUUACAAAUGUUAAUUUCAGCUGUUGAGAAAUUUUUCUGCUUUUGGUUGACCCCGAAAAAUAGGCAUUACUGUAAGAGAAGAGUAGUUUACUUGCACAUAUGCUUUCUCCUCCAUGCCUCUCUGCAUAUCCUUCUGUAAUUCAUGCUUUCUCUGGUAUUUUGUAUGAUGUCAUCAAUGCACUAUAGUGUAUGGUAACAAUUUGCUGAACACAUUUAAAUGUGGACUUUCUCCCUCUUUUCCAGCCCCAUUUUCUUUAUCUGCAUCCUGCUUUACUGUGGCAAAAUGUGCUUUAGCUCCCUGAAAGAGGUCUCAAAGCCUUUUUCACUUUCAUAUAUUCACAAUAGCUCUCCUGCAACAUAACGAGAGUUUGUGAGAAAAGCUUUUUUUCUCCUUUUAUGUUAUUUUUUUCUAGCUAGGGCUAGAGUAAUAUGUUUGUCUGGGAUGAUUAAUAAUUCAUGCAAAUGAAUCUCAAGUAAUAUUUUAGGGGGUGGGUUUUAGGAUGGGGGGGCGGCUUUUGGGGGGAGGGAGUUGUUUUGGUUUUUUAAUUGUUUCUUUAAGCAUGUGCACUACAGAGUUACCAGAGAGAUACAAGUGCUAUCUGUUGCCGACUAUGUUGCAGCAGUAUGAGAAGCCACUCUCUACCCAUGUUUUACAGAGAUGAGGUUUUCCAUACCUUGCUUUGCGCAGUCUCCUUGGAGUAAAUGCUGUUUAUUGGAGAACAAGGACUUUAAUGGGGGGAAAGCCUGAGGGCUAGUGUGAGACCAGACGGAACUGGGGGCCCCUAAGAAACUGGAUGCUAAGGGCAAGACUCUUAAAAUGGAAAAUCUUAAAGAGGCCGGAGUGGGUGUGCUGAGGCUCAGGGAGCAAUGCAGCUGUGUUGCCUGCCAGCAUGCUCCAGGACUUGAUGCUUGCAUUUUCCCACUGGGUGCCACGGCCCCUUUAUUGGGCACAGUCACAGACCAGUAGAUCAGAGCUUCGUCAUAACAGCCCCACGAACUAUGAAAGACUCAACAAGUGUAUCUGACACCUAAAAAACGUCAUGAGCUUCCCGCUUCCCCUCCGCUUUGUCUUGACUGCGAAACAGGCCAGUAAUGCCAGUAUCUGCUCUGAAUACAUAAGCUGGAAAGAUAGGUCUGGUAUUGGCACUUUCUGGUAUUGCAACCCCACCAGUUAUUCUAGGACAUAACUGUUCUUAAUGUGGAGAAACAAAUACCUGAAAUUGUUCAGCAGUCAGGCUGACUGCCUGAAUAGAAUCACUUGGCUCAGGGAAAGACACAACUUUGCCAGUCCAUAUUUCCCAUUGUAACAACAAACUUAUCAAAAUUGGUCAUGCCAAGGUCUUUAGUUAAAAUCUCCUCAAACAACAAUACUUCAUUGGAGACAUAGAGCUACUCCUAGACAAAGGCUGACUUCCUGCAAUACGCAUGGUGGUUAAUGUUGCCAGAGAUUUGCAACCACUGAUAAUAUAUUUGAAUUAUAUUCCGUAUCUGCAUAUCUUGGAGAAAGGAAAUAUGCUCUGUCAACCCAAAAUUCCUAUUUUGCUCCUUGUAGACGUUAUGGGGCAGUCUGGUUUUUCACUUGAGGAAAAGAAGCUGUUUCAUGCUUACAGUCUCACCUACUUGAAGAAAUAAUGGGUACUUGUUAUUUAUUUUUUCCUUCUGGCCUGGUCAGAUGAUUCUGUCUUGGGUGAAAAGAUUUCACGUGUUUACUAACAAAUACACAGAUGUGCAUCACUCAUGUGAUCAUCCUUUUGUUUGACACCCACCCUGUGUUUGUAAGGACCGUUCAGCAUGCACUGAGAUCUUCUCAGAGAACCUCUUACAAUGUGACCACAGACACAGGCCGAUUGUUUGGGGAAACACAUCCAAGGAGAAUGGAUUAAGUUCUGUUGAAGGAAUAUGAUCAAUUUUUUUUCAUACUAAGUUGUCUUCAUGAAAGAACUGGGAUACUGUUUUUCUGUGUCGUAAAUCUAGUCUAGCAAUUAGAGAAAACAAUGGGAUCUUCCUUCUACCUACAAAUACCUAAUUUUAACAGUUGGUUCUUAACAAACAAACAAACAAACAAAAAAACCCAAAACAACAACAACAAAAACCCAACAACUUGAGCUGCUGACAGCAGCAGUAUUGAAGUAUCUUACUUGCUUUUCCCAGAUCUCCAACAUGGGUUCAGACCUCAGCUCUCUCUCCUUGAGAGAUAGAGAUCCUUGGUGUCCCUUCUCAACUUCUCAUACUUUUGGGCAUCUUGUAACUUUGGCCAUCCCUGGAUCCAGUAAACCCGGUGCUAGUAGGGAAUAGUUAAUUUUACUUUUGUUUCCUGCAGUUCUUGAAAGCUGAGCCAGUAAUUGCCAGUAAGAGCCAGUGACUGCCCAGGGAUAGCUGCAAACUGCCAUUAGUAGGAUACAAAAAAAGACAGAAGAUAAAUGAAUUUGCAUAGAAAGGAUUGCCUUUGGAUUUGUGUGCAAGGCUGCAGACUUCUCCCAAGGUGCUGAUAAUCUCUGGUAGCACUGAAUUCCUGCAUAACCGAUCACGUAUCUCAGUUUAAGUAGCCUAGUGGGUUAGAUGUUUGUUGGCUAAACUCUCUGCAGAAGAAUCCUGAAAGAAACUUCCCUAUCAGCCUUUGCUUUGGAGAUGUGUAUCAGCAAGGGACUAGAGUAGAGGAACCCAGUCCUUCUUAAUAUAGAAAGGGUGAUUGUGAAGACUUCUCUCUUUCUUUCUGUUGGCUGUUUGCUUUGUCCCUUCAAACCUGAAUUAAAGUUAUAUGAGAUGUGUGCAUGUGAAGUUAAUACAGCCCAACUUGUCCUGUAGCAGUCACUGGAGCUAUAGCCAAGGUUGAAAUUCAUUCUGUAUGGGUCUUGGCAGUCAUCUGGGAAAUAGUAGACUUGGGAGAAGAUUUUCCUUUUUUAAGAAAAAGAAUAUUACUUGAGGCAGUUGUUGCGAUGUGACCCCCCUCAAUUCUGCAAAAUUAGUUUCAUCCUUCUGCUACUGGUCCUGACCAAUAUCUUUGCCGAGGUUGUAGGAAUGGUGAGACUGACAUGCUGGAUGGUGUGUUAUUGGGUAUUUUUAAAGGGAAAAAUACAGACAGCACAUAAUAUAUGUGCUAGAAGCCAAACAAGAAUGUGGAAAUGUGGAGGCCUUGCCUUAUUUUACCAGCUAUAUUUACUGCAGGA
Messenger RNA from Phasianus colchicus (ring-necked pheasant), 6440 nucleotides. It is a transcript of the gene BMF, whose product is annotated as Bcl2 modifying factor. The record is from RefSeq and is a predicted model, not a curated record. Gene Ontology annotation, biological process: positive regulation of apoptotic process; negative regulation of autophagy; apoptotic process. Lineage: Eukaryota; Metazoa; Chordata; Aves; Galliformes; Phasianidae. Gene Ontology annotation, cellular component: myosin complex.